AAUAAGUAGCCUAUAUUGUUUUAAAUUGUUUUAGCUAUAUUAUCAACACCUAGGCUGUAUUGCCGUGCUGAAUUUGUUUCCCUCUCGUCCACUUGGAGGAAUUAUUGUCCUAUUCUAAAUAGCCUAAAUGAAACAACAUGAAAUACCAUCUCCAGCAACUGGGUGGGGAUGGAGUGACAUCACGACCAUAUAAAUAUAAUGCAGCCUACAGGCAGCUCAUAACGACUCAUAACGACACACAGACAACUGCGGAAGACCGGGACCGAGUCUCUGAAUAUCGAAGACAAGCGAUGAAGCCUGGUUGUGUAUCUAAGUUCCUGGUACUAUGUUUUAUCCUCAACAUAUCAAAGUCUAUGGCCGAACAUGACGACGGUCGAGGCUUUGUUGGCAUCGAGAAGGAGAAGAAUGCAAACAACAGAAGUGUGAAUAUCAGCGUCGGAAGUGUGAUCAUCAGCGUCAGAAGUGUGACCAUCAGCGUCGGAGAUGAAACGGUCUUGAAGAGUCGGCUGACCACAGUCUUCCUCCCCAUCGUCUACAUCAUCGUAUUUGUCGUGGGUCUGCCUGCCAACGCUCUGGCCCUCUGGGUGUUUCUAUUCCGGACUAAGAAGAAGAACCCGUCCUCCAUCUUCAUGGCCAACCUGGCGCUGUGUGACCUGCUCUUUGUCAUCUGGAUCCCUCUGAAGAUCACCUACCACUUAAACGGCAAUAACUGGAUCUACGGCGAGGGUCUGUGCAAGGUCCUGGUGGGGUUCUUCUACGCCAACAUGUACUGCUCCACCGCCUUCAUUGCCUGCAUCAGCAUUCAGCGCUACUGGGGUGUCAUCCAGCCAUUGUCCCGGCAACGAAAGGACAACACUGUGAGCGUGGCCGUCUCCGUGUUGAUCUGGCUGGCGGUCUGGGUCCUAACCACGCCCCUCUUCCUGUACGACCAGACGGUGAGGGUCAGCAACAUGGACAUCGUUACGUGCCAUGACGUCACCCUUCGUAGCCAGAGGGAGUUGGCGGCCGGCUACUUCCUGACCAUGGGCAUCCUGGGAUUCGUAGUGCCGGCGGCGGUGUGCGUGGUGGCCAACGUGCUGAUGCUCAAGGCCCUGCGGAGCUCCAUGACGGACAAGGCCAUCGCCAAGAUACGACACAAGGCAGUGCUGCUGAUCAUCACCGUGCUGGUCAUGUUCCUGGUGUGCUUCAGUCCCAGUAACAUCAUGCUGCUGGUGCACUACAGCCUCCUGCUUGCCCAGAUAAGUAACACCAGCUACAACUUCUACAUCAUCACCCUGUGCCUGGCCAGCCUCAACAGCUGCAUCGACCCCUUCGUCUACUACUUUAUCUCGGAGGACUUCCGCGAACACGUACGAAACACACUCAUCUGCCGCAGCCAGCGCAAGGCAGAGCGCAUGCGUUUGUCCUUUAGUGCCUCGGUUCUCAAAGUGGGGUCCCCGGACCCCCGGGGGUCCGUGGCGCGUUGCCAGGGGGUCCGUGAAGAGCUUGUUGUUACAACAUAA
Gadus chalcogrammus (walleye pollock) is the source of this 1502-nucleotide messenger RNA. Its product is annotated as proteinase-activated receptor 2-like. The record is from RefSeq and is a predicted model, not a curated record. Gene Ontology annotation, biological process: phospholipase C-activating G protein-coupled receptor signaling pathway; blood coagulation; positive regulation of Rho protein signal transduction. NCBI's taxonomy places the organism in Eukaryota, Metazoa, Chordata, Actinopteri, Gadiformes, Gadidae. Gene Ontology annotation, cellular component: membrane. Gene Ontology annotation, molecular function: thrombin-activated receptor activity. The transcript is spliced from 2 exons. The coding region runs from base 138 to 1502 and encodes 454 amino acids.